AUGGUAGUGGAAUAUGAAGCUAAAAAGGCCAAUAUAUUUUCUGAGGAAGACAUUAUGAAAGCUGUCCUUGGUUUAGCAGUCUAUUCCAACUCCCACUUAGUACUUUCCUUCUAUGAAGAAAUUGGAAUCCUCUUUUACCAGGGACUUGCCAACAUAGGUUGUGUUUGUACCAAAACUAUGAAGAAAGCGGUCCGGGUCAUCACUGAGAAGUACUGUGCAUGUCUGGGCAACAACUUCCACACCAAGUGUGUGUGUGAGGAGAUUGCCAUUAUUCCCAGCAAGAAGCUCUGCAACAAGAUAGCAGGCUAUGUCACACAUCUGAUGAAGCCGAUGCAGAGAGGCCCCGUGAGAGGUAUCUCAAUCAAGCUUCAGGAGGAGAGAGAAAGGAGAGAUAAUUUUGUUCCUGAGGUCUCAGCCCUGGAUCGGGAGAUCACUGAAGUAGAUCCCGACACUAAGGAAAUGUUGAAACUCUUGGCUUUGUCCAGCCUGCAGGUCACUUAGCCUACAGUUGGGAUGAAUUUCAAAACGCCAUGUGGAGCCACUUGA
Neomonachus schauinslandi (Hawaiian monk seal) is the source of this 546-nucleotide messenger RNA. RefSeq names its product 40S ribosomal protein S17-like. The record is from RefSeq and is a predicted model, not a curated record. Gene Ontology annotation, cellular component: ribosome. Lineage: Eukaryota; Metazoa; Chordata; Mammalia; Carnivora; Phocidae. Gene Ontology annotation, biological process: translation. Gene Ontology annotation, molecular function: structural constituent of ribosome.